Propithecus coquereli (Coquerel's sifaka) is the source of this 757-nucleotide messenger RNA. It is a transcript of the gene HMGB4, whose product is annotated as high mobility group box 4. Gene Ontology annotation, molecular function: DNA binding, bending. NCBI's taxonomy places the organism in Eukaryota, Metazoa, Chordata, Mammalia, Primates, Indriidae. The record is from RefSeq and is a predicted model, not a curated record. The transcript has a single exon. Gene Ontology annotation, biological process: regulation of transcription by RNA polymerase II. Bases 150 to 707 code for a protein of 185 amino acids.
CCACCACCACUGAAAAGGCCCACCCCUGACUGCAGCUCUUGCAGAGAGAAAAAUUCACCGCAAGUAGAGCACCUUCUAGAUUGCUCCUGUAGUGUGGGCUCAAAAGUCUCUGCUGUCCAAGUUACUGAAUCCAGAAAAAAAAUGAUCUUAUGAACAUGGGAAAAGAAGUCCAGCUAAGGCCCAAGGUGAAUGUCUCUUCUUACAUCCACUUUUUGCUGAACUACAGAAACAAAUUCAAGGAGCAGCAGCCAAACAUCUACGUUGGCUUUAAAGAGUUCUCUAGAAAGUGCUCGGAAAAAUGGAGGUCCAUCUCAAAGCAUGAGAAGGCCAAGUACGAAGCCCUGGCCAAGCUUGACAAAGCCCGAUACCAGGAGGAGAUGAUGAAUUACGCGGGCAAGAGGAAGAAACGAAGAAAGCGGGAUCCCCAGGCACCAAGACGGCCUCCAUCAUCCUUCCUACUCUUCUGCCAAGACCACUACGCCCAGCUGAAGAGGGAGAACCCAAACUGGUCGGUGGUACAGGUGGCAAAGGCCACAGGCAAGAUGUGGUCUCUAACAACAGAUGUGGAAAGGCAGCCGUAUGAACAGAGAGCAGCUCUUCUGAGAGCUAAGUACCAAGAGGAACUUGAAGUCUACCGUAGGCAACGCAAUAAUGCCAGGAAGAAGGGCAAGGUGUUGGGUAGGAACAAGCGUAGAGGGAAAACUUAGUCUGGCAAAGCUGAUGGAUCGACUUUGAGAAAAUAAAAUGCCAUUCAACC